Bradysia coprophila is the source of this 3142-nucleotide messenger RNA. RefSeq lists its product as uncharacterized. Lineage: Eukaryota; Metazoa; Arthropoda; Insecta; Diptera; Sciaridae. The record is from RefSeq and is a predicted model, not a curated record.
ACGAUGAGUUUAUAGUUUAAAAAAUGAAAAUUUGUGUUAUAACGAAGCGAUUGAUAAAGUGGAAUGAAAAAUCUUUUUGUUGCAUAAGAAUAAAGUCGAUUCAAAGAUAAUGAACUUAAAGAAUUUGCGUGAUAUGAUUGAACGAUUUAGCGAAUGAAAUGUACUUUAAGUACAGUGUGCAACAAUAAAACGAGCGCAAUAAAAAAGGCAAUUGCGCAAAUGCGCAACUGUGUGGAAAAUUGUGUUUAAUUAGUGAUUUAUCAUUGAAGUGUAUCUUACAACACCAUAACGUCGAACAAAUUAAAAAUUUAUAAAUAGAAAAUGAGGCAAAAUCGUGAUGAAUGACGGUCGAACCAGACUAAGGAAAGGCAAAUUUGCCGAUUCAGAUAAUUUGUUAUUUAUACACACAAAACGUUCAAAAAUUGAUGAAAUAAUGGACAACUGUUGAAAUUCAGCAAAAGACAGAAGUUAUAGAACGAAAAUUAUAUUAAAAAUUAAACAUGAGUGACGAACGAAGAAUACCCGGACGGGCAUCAAGUCAAGUGUCAAUUUAUGAUUAUCCAGAACAUCUGAAUCCCUUCUAUGAAGAUGAAAAUCACAAACGAUUACGAUUUUGGAAAAUCAACUCAUCGUCAAAGGGUCAGAAUCAGAAGGCAGGCAGGAGCAACAGCUUUUCGUUCAGCGGACUUAAGGAUAUAUGGGCAUUCAAAUCAUUUAAAUUGAAGAAAAAGUCGUCAACACUUGGCAUAAAUAAAACGUCCGAGAGUCCUCCAGAGUUGCGACGAGUGUAUCCAGUGGGUGACACGUACAACACCGUUGACUCCCGAAGCCGACACACCUAUGAUAUUGGUCUGGGAAAUAAUUUUCAACGAUCCGGUUAUCGCAGUUCCUUACAGAAUGUCCAUUCGUCAGGAGGGGAUUCCAACGGCUUUUAUCGAAACGAUCGAUACAGAAGCACCAUUCAGAAUGGUUCGCAAACGAUAGCAACAUCACCGCAACGGGAUCGAUAUGUGUACAGUGGUUCCGUGACGCCAACACCGCGAACCAGAUAUGUAACACCGCAAUCACGACACGGCUCGUCGCAGACCAGUAUCAACAGUACGAAUCCCUUUGACGAAGAUGACAAUGUUAGUCGUUGUGAGAGUGUCGAUGGGGUGUCGCUGAGAAAACGAAAGAAACGUAAAGCUCCACAACCACCAGUUACGUGUCCUUCAAUUAGUACUACUCAACAAGCAUGUACAACUGUAGAAGAAAUAUCUGGUAAGGAGGACUUGGCCGACAUAUCAAACUUAACAGCCGAAAUAGAAACGUUCGUUCGCACACACGACAACGACCAAGAGAAAUUACGUGAAAACAAUGGAAGCGCGUCGCUUAAGAAGAAGGAAAAAAGUCCACCUAUUCCACCGGCACGAACAUCAUCCAGUGUAGCAACAACUGUAAAAGCAGAAACUUCCGACAAUGCUACCGUCACAUAUUCACAGACAACAGUGACGAUUGAGAAAGUUCCUAUUCGAACAGUUGCAACCGAGUCUCACUCAGUGGAACAGGCUGAUCAUCCAACAGCAACUGUUAUUGAAAGUGAAAAAAUAACUGUACACGAAUCGGUGGCCGAAGAGACGGAACGUAGAAAGGUGAUUGAUCGCAAGUUGGGUAAUUCCCGUGAAAGUCCAGAGAACAACGAGGAUUAUCCGGAAAGGACAUCACAGACUCCAGAUCCCGACAUUGAAAAUGUGAGGCUACGCAAAUUUAAUUCGGAGAAGAAGUUGAAUGUAAACGAAAAAGUUGAAGCGGAUGCUGUGCAAUCUCCGCCAAGAAUUAUCGUUCGUAAACCUACCGAGGAUUGGGAAUAUGAUGAAGAGAUCCAACUGAAUGGUGAUGCUGAUCAUGCAAGCUGUGACGAUUCUCCAAAAACUCCAAUCAGCAGCGAGGUUGAAUUCAUCUUAGAACAUAACACCAGUCAGGGUAGCUCGGAACACAACACCAGUCACAAUGCUUCGGAACAUUACGCUAUUCAGAGUCCUUCAGAGCACAAUAUCAGUCAGAAUGUUACGGAACAGAAAGCCAGUCAGAGUCCUUCCAAGCCCAUUGUCAGUCAGAGUCCUUCCACAUACAAUGCCAGUCAGACUUCUUCGAACCAAAAUACCAGUCAGGAUACUACGGAGCAUAGCACAAGUCAGCGCCGUUCUCCGAGCAGUCAAAAGGUUGAUUCGGAAGUGAUUGUGGUGGAAACAGUGCAGAUUGAGGCAUCGCGGUCAUCAAAUGACUCAAGGGAAAAGCCAACAGUUUCGGUAAAAAAAAACUUCGAAAAUUCUUCGGAAAAAUGUUCCGCAAAAAGUCAUGAAUGCAUUCUAGACGAAUCAGAGUCGGACGAUGUUCCUGAACUAAAAAUUGUUGAAUCUACAGACGAUUUAAGUAGCACGCCUACCGUUAGUGAGCCGCCUGACAGAUAUAAGAUACGCUUUGUAGCCCUGAAGAGUUUCUCACCAGAGGCUCAGCGGCGAGACGUAGAGCUUCGCCCGCACAAUAACCAAGAAAUCGAUGUAGAAGAUAUGGAUCUACCUCCUGCACCGCCUCAAAGACGUCGUUCAGUCAAAGACAUAAUCGCUUCAAUUAAUAAGAGUCAGAGCUUGCUGAAAAUCAAUCAAAAAUCUAAUGGAAAUGCUGAUACUAAGAGGACGUACAAUUACGACACAUAUUUGCCGCAAACGAUACAAACCACCUCAGUCAAAGAACCACAGCCAUUGCAAUCGUCCGACGACAGUAUCAACCGAAAGUACAGCGAACUGGAGGAGAGCGAACGGAAAAUGAGAAAAAUGAUUAGCGAUAUGGAACAGUCGUCUGUCGAUGUACCGCUGCCAGUAGUCGAAAAGUUUGACGAGUUUGUGGUCGAUGAUGGCAAGUCAGGUGAUUUAUUUAAGAAAUGUGUCGUUCGCCGAGACAAAAACUUACAGUCUGGAUCUGGUGCUAGUCAAGAUGAGAAUCGGUCGAGUUUGGAAUGGAACCCAUUGCCAAAGCCACGUAGAAGUAGAAAUCUAUCACACGAACUUGAAAAUGGUAAGAUUUAGUCAAGUGCUUAGCAAUUAUCAAUGUUUUUAUGUAAACGAGACCUUAAAAUAAACCAGAAAUAUAAUUUAAGUUCUUA